AAGUGGCAGUGUGUGGAAGAUCCCAGCGGGAAGCUCAAGCUACACAAAUGCAAAGGGAUGGCCAGCCUCACAGCUCCGGGCAGCAGCAAAGGCCUGCCCAACCUGAUGCCCAAGUACUACAGCCAGCUCAGUGAGGACUGCAACUGCGAGGAAAAUGAAUACAAGCUGAGCCCCAUUGGGAGGCGGAAGAAGCUCUUCUCCAAGAAGAAGUACAAGGCAAGCUACAUUCGGAGUCGCGCAAUUCGCUCUGUGUCUGUUGAACUGGAUGGAGAGGUCUAUAAUUUGGAUUUGGAAGAUGGCUACCAGCCCGUUUUGCCCAGUAAUAUCACAAACACGCUCAAAGAAGUCAAGGGUGCUGAAGGAGAUGAUGAAGAUGACGACAAGGAUGCAGGAGAAUACAGCGGUACUGGUGGGAUUUUAGAGAAUACAGCCCCUAACUUAAUCAAAGUGACUCACAGGUGCUACAUUCUAGAGAAUGACACGGUUCAGUGCGACACAGAUCUGUACAAGUCACUGCAAGCCUGGAAGGACCAUAAACUUCAUAUAGACCACGAGAUCGAAACACUGCAAAAUAAGAUAAAGAAUCUGAGGGAAGUAAGAGGUCAUCUGAAGAAGAAGAGACCAGAAGAGUGUGAUUGCAACAAGAUAAGCUUCCAUUCGAAACACAAGGGCAAGCUGAGGCACAAGGGGUCCAGCCUCCAUCCUUUCAGGAAAGCCUUGCAAGAGAAGGACAAGUUGUGGCUCCUCAGAGAACAGAGGCGAAAGAAAAAACUGCGCAAGCUACUGAAGAGGAUCAAAAAUAAUGACACGUGCAGCAUGCCGGGCCUGACUUGUUUCACCCAUGACAACCAGCACUGGCAGACUGCCCCCUUGUGGACAUUGGGUCCUUUCUGUGCUUGCACUAGUGCAAACAACAACACAUACUGGUGCAUGAGGACAAUCAAUGAGACUCACAACUUCCUGUUCUGUGAAUUUGCUACUGGCUUCCUUGAAUACUUUGACCUCAACACUGACCCUUACCAGCUAAUUAAUGCGGUGAACACACUAGACAGAGAUGUGCUCAAUCAACUGCACGUGCAGCUCAUGGAACUAAGAAGUUGCAAAGGGUACAAGCAAUGCAAUCCAAGGACUCGGAACAUGGAACUGGGCCUUAAAGAUGGAAGCUACGAGCAAUACAGGCAAUUUCAGCGACGCAAGUGGCCAGAAGUGAAGAGACCUUCAUCUUCCAAGUCACUAGGACAGCUCUGGGAAGGCUGGGAGGGCUAACCUACAAUCGCUGGACCUCAAUGAGGAGGAUAUAAACUGGCCAGAACUUGAAUCUUUGUACAGACUUAAUGAGAGUGUGUAUGGUUUCAGACUGAAUUACAAUGUUAGCCUGGAGGACUGGAUGAACUUUUGACGCUUAGAUAGGAUGUUUGCACUGUUAUGCAAUCUGAAUAGAAACAGUGACCUCCUGAGGACUUAAUGGCAUCAAGAAUACGUAUCCAUCUCGGAGCCCACUGGUUCACCUGCUUUUGCUUUGGAUUAUACCUCACUGGCUUCACAGACUUGUUUUGCUUCCACCAGUCACCAGAGAUACAGUUCCGAGAAAGAAGCAGAGAAACGAGGGUCCCCCCACUGACUCACAAAGAAUCGUAAGGGCCGAAAGCCUACAGAGCACUGUUUGAAUGGAACCCAAUUCAUAGCGUUUCUUCAAUUUCCACUCUUGACCAACUGGCAAUAGACAGAGACAGACACAAAUGGAAAUCAAGAAUGUGCAUUACCCACCACCAGACAGCUACUGAAGGACCCAGGAUCACAAGACAAUAUUGACCGUAAUAUUCUUCAGGUGUUUACUGACAUGGAAGCAAUUUAUUUCACUGUUCACUCACCUACUUUGGGAUAAAAAGAAAAUAAAUUCUCACUCAAACCAGCUUUCCAGCGUGGUACUGUAAAUAUUUAGUGUCCUGCUUAAAAAAACAAAAGUCCAGAACAAUUUUGUUACUAAAGUGUUGGCAUGCCCCAGUACCAUUUCUGAAAAUGUCACCUUCAUUGCAUAAUAAAAUUCCAGAAUUUAUCCAUUUUUAAAAGAACUGCAAAAUU
This is a messenger RNA of Gekko japonicus, 2082 nucleotides long. RefSeq names its product extracellular sulfatase Sulf-2-like. The record is from RefSeq and is a predicted model, not a curated record. NCBI's taxonomy places the organism in Eukaryota, Metazoa, Chordata, Lepidosauria, Squamata, Gekkonidae. The transcript has 11 exons. Gene Ontology annotation, cellular component: endoplasmic reticulum; cell surface; plasma membrane. The annotation marks the transcript as partial. Gene Ontology annotation, molecular function: glycosaminoglycan binding; N-acetylglucosamine-6-sulfatase activity.